AUGGCCGGCAACCCCUUCGCACAGUUCCUCGUCAUCGGACCGACAUGUUUCUUCCUGGGCAUCCUCUUCGCCUCACUCCCCUACGACUACAACGCGCUCUGGGCGGUGCCAGACGACCGCGAAGCGUACUUUUCCAUCCUCGAGGAGCACAUCAAGUUCCUGUACGCGUCGCCGCCCAUCAUCAGCCGCAUCCUCAACAUGGUCAUCGGCACGGGCAUCCUGGGCUUCCUGAUCAAGCUGUUCAAGGCCAGCGAGAGUAAUAUGCUGUUCGAUGGCGCUAGCCUCGUGCUGUACAUGGCUGGCAUCACGGUGUAUUUGACGAAUAUCGUAAAGGGGUUUCGCGUUGUCACCGCGGGGAUCUAUGGGAAUGUGUCGCCGGAGCAGGCUAAGCUCGAUCAGGGCGAGGGCGAUUAUAUCUCUAGAGAGGAUACGCUGAGGGUUUUUGCCGCGAGUAAUACUAUUCUCGCGCUUGUCCUUGUUGGUGUGCUGGUUCUGCAGGCUGGGCAGUGGUAUGCGAAGCGCGCUGAGGAGAACGAGAUUGAGGAGUUUGAGCGCAAGGAAGAGGAGCGCAAGAUUGCGGGCAAGAAGAAGAAUUGA
Molecule: messenger RNA, 597 nt
Organism: Didymella exigua CBS 183.55
Lineage: Eukaryota; Fungi; Ascomycota; Dothideomycetes; Pleosporales; Didymellaceae
Product: Shr3 amino acid permease chaperone
Exons: 2
Coding region: 1-597 (198 amino acids)
Biological process (GO): endoplasmic reticulum to Golgi vesicle-mediated transport
Cellular component (GO): endoplasmic reticulum membrane
Source: RefSeq, a predicted model, not a curated record